ACAAACACUUUUCAUCAGCUCUUAAUUGAUGAUGUUAAGUCACUGUACCAACUAAUCCAUUGUAGUCCAGCCCGGUUAGGAUACCUGGCUUUCACCCAGGCGACCCGGGUUCAAAUCCCGGCAAUGGAAAUUCCUUCCAUUUUUUUUGGCCAGAAAAAAAAGCCAAAAACUGCAAAACCCUUAAACCCUCAAAAGGGGUUUUAGGAAAAAAAACACAGAGAGUCAAAGAGAUAGAGAUGAAUGGUGCAGGAGCACCAGAUUUCUUCUACAGAGAAGCUCAACGCCUUGGCUAUGUUGCUCGCUCUGCCUUCAAGCUUUUGCAGAUGCAGAAGCAGUACAAGCUGAUAAAACCCGGUUCCUCAGUUCUCGACCUCGGCUGCGCCCCUGGUGCUUGGCUUCAGGUAGCGUGCCAGAGUUUGGGUCCUCUUAAAACUGGUGGGGUUGUUGUGGGCAUUGAUCUUAAGAAGGUUAAGGUUCCUCCUCGUCACUGUGAUGCAAGGGUUAAAACUGUUUGUGCUGAUGUCAUGAAAUUGCCUAAACACCAAGUUAGGGCUCUCUCUCCUCAGCAGAAAGGGUUUUCUGUGAUUCUUUCAGAUAUGUGUCCCUUGGUUUCUGGAAUCACAACUAGGGAUGCAGCUUUAUCAGUUGAGUUGGGAAUGCAAGCACUUGAUUUGGCUGUUGGUAGAGCUACAUUACAUACACUGGAUGAUAAUGUUCAGAAGGAAAAAGAGAUGGACGGUUCAGCCUCUGAUUUAGAGAAUGAGGGUGUUCUUCUAACAGGGGGCCAUCUUGUCAUAAAGCUUUUAGAGAGUGAAGAUGUGAAAGAAAUCAGCCAGAUAUGCAAACCACUGUUUAGAAAAGCAUCAUGGUUGAGGCCAAAAGCCACAAGAUCUUCAUCCAGAGAGAUUUAUCUGAUAUGUCAAGGGUUGCAGCAAGGACAAAGAUAAUUUGUUCCAUAUAAUUGGCUUCUUGUGCCAGACAGGCCACCAGAAAUCAGGAUGAAGAUCAUUGUAAUUUUAUUUUUACUUGCUGUGUACUCUAGGAUGUAGUAAGCCUGGUGCUUGUAUUUUCAAGUUGGAAACUGAAAUCUCAUUAAAUGAUAAACAUGUCAUUGUGACCUGUUCAAGAAUCA
Quercus robur (English oak) is the source of this 1132-nucleotide messenger RNA. RefSeq lists its product as uncharacterized. Gene Ontology annotation, biological process: RNA methylation. The coding region runs from base 237 to 947 and encodes 236 amino acids. Gene Ontology annotation, molecular function: rRNA (uridine-2'-O-ribose)-methyltransferase activity. The transcript has 6 exons. NCBI's taxonomy places the organism in Eukaryota, Viridiplantae, Streptophyta, Magnoliopsida, Fagales, Fagaceae. The record is from RefSeq and is a predicted model, not a curated record.